ACUCAGUCGUGGUGUGUUUUUCGAGCAAGCAAGAGAACUCGCCUGAACAGGCGCAAUCAAGACGGUGCAAAUUUAAGACCUGAGUAUCAGAAUAUUUGUGUCCAAAAGUGACGCCAUAAGAAUUGUGCUAAGAGACGUUUGGUGGGUUCAGUUAUAAAAAACUCACAAAAGGGUUGUAUACACCAUGUCCAGAUACGAGUAUACAGCUUAUAGGAGAUCCGGUUCCUAUUAUGAACCAGGCGGCUAUGCGUUCCAGGUACAACAGCGCACCAACAUGACUCAACGGGAGGGCAUUCACAAGUUUGAAAAUGAGCGUAUCAAAACGCUACAGGAGGAGCGUUUGCAUAUCCAGAAGAAAACGUUUACAAAAUGGAUGAACUCGUUUCUGGUGAAGGCCAAGAUGGAGGUCGACGACCUGUUCAUCGAUCUGGCAGACGGUAUAAAGCUUCUGAAGCUGCUGGAAAUCAUCUCCGGUGAGAAGCUGGGCAAGCCAAACAGUGGCCGCAUGCGUGUACAUAAAAUAGAGAAUGUUAACAAAAGCUUGGCCUUUCUGCACACGAAGGUUCGCCUGGAAUCGAUCGGUGCGGAAGACAUCGUAGACCAUAAUCCCCGCCUUAUUCUCGGCCUGAUUUGGACGAUCAUUCUUCGUUUCCAGAUUCAGGAGAUCGAAAUCGACGUGGACGAAGAAAACGAGUCAUCGGAAAAGAAAUCCGCCAAAGAUGCAUUAUUGCUGUGGUGCCAGCGAAAAACCCAUGGAUACCAACAUGUGCACAUUACCGAUUUUACCAACUCGUGGCGUUCGGGUCUCGGCUUCAAUGCACUUAUUCACUCACAUCGGCCUGAUUUGUUCGAUUACAACAGCCUCAUGCCCGGACGGAACAUUGAAAAUCUCAACCAUGCGUUUGAUGUUGCGGAGCGGGAGCUUGGUAUUCCGCAGCUGCUGGACGCCGAAGAUAUCGACACAGCCAGACCGGACGAAAAAUCGAUCCUCACGUACGUUGCCUCAUACUAUCAUACGUUCGCCCGGAUGAAGAGCGAACAAAAGGGCGGAAAGCGUAUUGCAAACAUUGUCAACAAACUGAUGGAUGCGGACAAAAAGAAAAUGCAGUUCGAGCACUUGAUAACGAACCUGCUGAGCUGGAUACGGGCCAAGACGGUGGAGUUGGAGAAGCGCAACUUCCCCAACUCUGUCGAGGGCAUUCAGGGUGAGCUGCUUGCGUUCAAGGAGUACCGUACGGUAGAAAAGCCACCCAAGUACAAGGAGCGCAGUGAGAUCGAGGCCCUUUACUUUCAUGUGAAUACGCUUCUUAAAUCGCUGAAUCAACCGCACUAUACCCCGCAGGAUGGUAAGAUGAUAAACGAUAUCGAGAAAGCAUGGCAGCGUCUGGAAAAUGCGGAACAUAACAGGGAAGUCGCACUGCGUGACGAACUUUUGCGACAAGAGAAGCUGGAGCAGCUAAACUUCAAGUUUGAGAAAAAGUCCGUCCUGCGUGAAGGAUAUCUGAACGAGAUGAUACAGGUGCUGACGGAUCCUCGUUACGGCCCUGCCUUGCGGCAAGUGGAUGCCACCGUGAAAAAGCACGAAGCCAUCUCGGCCGAUAUCCUGGCUCGUGCCGAUCGGUUCAAUGAUCUGACCGAUAUGUGCAACGAACUGCACCAAGAGAACUAUCACGGUAAGGAUCGUGUGAAGAAGCGCGAGCUGGAAGUCAUCACGAAGUGGAAAGAGUUGCUAGAGCUGCUGGAAAAUCAUAAGCUGAAGCUGUCGCAGAUGAGUUCUUUGAUGAAUUUGUUGCGGGAGAUCGACGCAACGAUGACAACCAUAAAGGCACUUCAAGCACAGUUUGCCUCAGAGGAUGUAGGGCCGCACCUGUUGGGGGUGGAAGAACUUCUGCAGGCUCACUCCUUGCUUGAGCUACAGGUCACAACGCUUGGAGAGACGCAGCGUCGCUAUGUGCGGCAGGGUGAAGCGUUCAAAAGGGGAGAUUACAAAGAUACGAGUCAGCUGGACGCAAAGCUAGCCGAAUUGGCCAAGUUGUAUGAGGAACUUUUGGCAAUGAGCGCAGCUCGGCGUGCACGUUUGGAUGAAGCCCGCGAUUUUUACCAGUUCGUGGAGGAUCACGAGAACGAGGAAGGUUGGUUGGUGGAUAAGCAGCGCAUAUGUAAGGCAGGCAUCACGGCAAAGGAUCUGCGAGCUGUCAUGUCACUUCAGCAGAAGCAUAAAGCGCUGGAAGAUGAGAUGAAAGUACGAAAACCAAAAUCCAAUCAGAUCACCGAAGCAGGAAAGAAGCUGAUAGUGGAUAAACAUUCACGUAUGUCGGAUGUGCAAGGAAAGAUUGAUUCGCUCCAGGAGCACUGGAAAGCACUGGAAGAUCUGGUGGACUUGCGGAAGCGACAGCUCGAGGACGCUGCUGAAGCUUACCAGUACUAUGCCGACGCGAAUGAAGCAGAUUCGUGGUUGAAUGAAAAAAUGGCAUUGGUUGCUUCGGAUGACUUUGGCGUAGAUGAACCUUCGGCCCAAGCACUGCUGCAGCGUCAUCGGGACCUGCAAGGAGAGCUGAACGCUUACUCGGGCGACAUUUUGAAUUUGAAUCAGCAGGCGGAAAAGCUGAUCAAGGCAGGAAUUUGCACGCUUGACUUGUCGGCCGAACCGGAACCUGUGCAAGAAAUGGAACAAGAAGAGUGGGUCAAUGAGACGCGUUUGGUCCCGAAGGAGGUGUGGGAAGAUGAGCCUGUAGAGCGGCUAGAGCAUCGCACAGUGACAGAGAACAAGUUGCUUCCGCACGUUCAAGCUUUGUAUCGCUUCGACGGUCAAAACAUGAAAGUGGCCAAAGGGGACGUAAUGAUUCUGCAAAACAAAAACAACGUUGAUUGGUGGAACGUUCGCAAGCUUGACGGUACGGAAGGAUUUGUGCCGGCAAAUUAUGUGAAGGAAAUCGAACCACGGCCCGUUCCCUGUCUGGUACGCAAAGCAGAAAAGGUAAAAGGUAUGCAGAAGGUGAAGAAAACUAUCCUGGUAAAGGAGGUGAUACAGGUGAAGCGUGUGCGACCGGCAAAGGUUAGUCAGAUGAAGCCGCUCGUAAAACGUCGCGCAAAAGGUGACGAAUCGUCGGCUGUCGAUAGUAACGAUAGCGUUGAUAAGCGCCAAAAGCAUAUCAACGGUACGUACGAUCAGCUGCAGGAUCUAGCUGAAAGACGUCGCGCUUUGCUCGAGGACUCGAUCUGUCUGUUCCGUUUCUAUCGCGAAUGUGAUGAUUUCGAAAAAUGGAUAAAGGAUAAGGAAAAAAUGCUUCGUACCGACGAUCCGAAGGGUAGUGUGGAGACCGCGAGACGCCAGUUUGAAACAUUUGUAAAUGAUCUUUCCGCGUCUUCCAAGCGCGUCGAAGCGAUCGAUUCGGACGUGGAAGAUUUCGUGCGCCAGGGUCACUCGCAGCUGGACAAGGUGAAAGCUCGUCAGCGACAGAUCCACCAGAUGUGGGAACAUCUAAACUACCUGAAGGGACAGAAGGAGAAAAGUCUCGAGGGAGCAUCCAGCGUGGAAUUGUUCUAUCGCACGUGCGAAGAAGCGAUCGAUUGGAUGAACGAAAAGAUGACGCAGCUCGAUACGGCAGAGGUUGGCCCAGAUCUGAAGACCGUACAAGCGCUGCAGCGUCGUCAUGAAAAUCUUGAACGCGAGUUGGCUCCAGUGAAGGAGAAGGUAAGUCGAGUGAACCUGCUCGGCAAUACCGUGAAAAAUUCGUACCCUUCGGAGCGCGACAACGUCAGCGAAAAGCAACGCGAUAUUCAGAACCUGUGGCAAAAGGUGCAAGAAAAGGCGAAAGAACGACGGUCACGGCUGGAGAAUGCCGUCGGACAGCAAAUUUUCAACAACAGCACGAAGGCGCUGCUGAACUGGAUUGCGGAAUGUAACAACCAAUUGGCCGCCGAAGAAACUGCACGGGAUGUCGAGACGGCAGAAAAGUUGCUAAAAAAGCACAAAGAUUUGGGCGAGGAUAUUAACGCUCAUGAUGAUGAGUUUGUACAGCUUGCCAAACUUGGUCAGCAGAUUAUUGAGCGCAAUCCUGGCUUGACAGAAGAUCAUGAAAUGGCAAACAAGAUAGCCAAACUGGAGGCAGAGCGUCAGCGCUUGCAUGGUGCCUGGUUGGCGAAGGAGAAGAAGCUACAACAAUGCAUCGAGCUGCAAAUCUUUAACCGUGAGGCAGACAAAAUCGAUGCAACUACCAAGAGUCACGAGGCUUAUCUAGAAUACGAUGAUUUGGGUAACUCGUUAGACGAUGUGGAAGCUAUAAUGAAGCGACACAUUGAUUUUGAGAACUCUCUCGGAGCACAGGACAAGAUUUUGAAGAACUUCUCCGAAGGUGCCGAUCGGUUGAUUCGCAACAAUCACUACAACGCGACGUACAUCGAUGACCGACGAGGUCAGGUACUGGCUCGCCGGGAACGCGUAAAGGAGCUCGCCCAGAAGAGGCGAAAUGCACUGCAAGCAUCGAAAGAUUUCCAGAAGUUCUCGUCAGAUGUGGACGAUUUGAAUAGGUGGCUGGCGGACAAGACGAAAAUUGCAAGCGAUGAAAGCUACAAGGACCUUUCCAACCUGCCGCGUAAAUUGCAGAAGCACAAGGCCUUCGAGCGAGAGCUGCGAGCGAACGAGGGUCAGUUGCGUAUGGUCAACAAGGAGGGUGAGUCGUUGAUCAAGACAAACAACCGAGCGAGUGAGGUGAGCGAAACGCUUGCGGCCAUCAACCAGAACUGGAAGGACCUGGUGGCGACAUCCUUGGACAAGGGAAGGCGACUAGAACAGGCUGCACUGCAGCGGGAACAUAAUCGCUAUAUUGAAGACUCGAAGAGUAAGUUCGAGGAGCUGGAUCAUGCACUUCAGAGCAAGCAGGUGGGCAACGAUUUGCGUAGCUGCAAAGAGCUGAUGAACAAGCAUCAAGUGUUGGAAAAUGACAUUGCGCUUUGGGAGCAGAAGGUAGCGGAGCUGGUCACAACUGGAGAGGAGAUGGCGCACGAGGGCCACUUCGAUGCCAACAACAUUCAGAAUGAGACUAAAAAGCUACAAGCUCAGUUCGCUGGACUAAAGACACCGGCGCGUCAACGUCGCGAUGCGCUGGACGAAAGUCUACGUUUCCACAAAUUUGUGUUCGAGCUGGACACGGAGCUUCAAUGGAUCAAUGAGCACCUUCCGGCCGCGAAAUCAGAGGUAAUCGGCCAAAAUCUUCACCAAGCGCAGAGUCUUUCAAAGAAGCACAAAAAGCUGGAAGCGGAAAUCGAGGGACAUCAGCCGAUGAUUAACAAAACAUUAACAUCGGCUGAAAACCUGAUCAACCAGAACCAUCCGGAGAGGGCUAAAGUGAAAGAACUGUGCAACUCGCUUGAGAAAGCCUGGGCCGAUCUUCAAGAACAGUCUGCGGAACGGUCGCGUAAGCUGGAACUCUCGCUUAAGGCGCAACAGUAUUUGUCCGACGCGGGUGAAAUUGAAACAUGGCUGGGAGAACGCAACAAUGUGCUACGUUCGUCGGAUUACGGCCGUGAUCGAGACUCUGCUACCAAGUUGCUAACCAAGCACAAGGUUAUUGAACUAGAGUUGGACACCUACUCCGGUAUCGUGUCCGAGAUGGGUCACACAGCAUCGGCAAUGAUCGCGGCGAAACAUCCCGACAGCAAAGUCAUUGCAGCCAAACAACAGUUGAUCGAGAAGAUGCUUAAAUCGUUGCAGCGGCUUGCCGGCCAGCGGCAGCUGCGCUUGAUGGAAAGUCUGUAUCGACACGAGUACUUCGUUGAGUCUGCCGAGCUGGAACAGUGGAUUAAGGAGCAAGAACAGGCAGUCAAUUCGGAGGAUUAUGGUCAUGAUUAUGAACACUUGCUGAUUCUUCAAAACAAGUUCGACGACCUGAAACAUCGCAUCGAAGUUGGAGCGGAGCGAUUCAAUCAAUGUGAAAACUUUGCAAAAAAGCUGAUCGGUGGAGAUAGUCCGUAUGUUUCGGAAAUUGAAAAACGGCAAGAACUCUUAAGCAAUGCUUGGCAACAUCUCCUUGAGCAGCUGGACGCUCGUGAAAAGAAACUUCACGCUGCUGGCGAAAUUCACAGAUUCCAUCGUGAUGCAGCCGAAGCUUUGUUCCGUAUUCAGGAUAAGAAUGCUGCUCUAUCCAGUGAAUUGGGAAAAGAUUUGAACUCUGCUCUGGCGCUUGCCCGCAAACAUGAAGCAUUUGAAAACGAGCUAGUGCCUCUCGAAGCUCAGCUGCAGGUGUUGGUGGACGACUCAUUGCGUCUGCAAACGAAAUAUCCUGGCGACAACGCAAAGGCCAUAGCGGCUGAGCAGGAAAAUGUAAUCCAGUACUGGAAUGUGCUGAAAGAGAAGUCGGCUCUGCGCAAUGAUCAACUGCACGCAAGCUGCGAUCUGCAGCACUUCCUAACGCAGGUACGCGAUCUGAUGUCGUGGGCAACCAACUUACGAGCGGCGCUGCAAGCUGAAGAACAUGUGAGCGAUGCCGCAGGGGCGACUGCUUUGAAGAUUCAGCACGACGCCAUAUACGGCGAAAUCGAGGCCCGUGAGCAAACGUUCCGCGAGUUGAAUGAGCUCAGCGAUUCCAUGGUUCAAACAGGCCAUUACGCGGCGACGGAGGUAGAAGAAAAAUGUUCCGCCCUGCUGGACGAGCGAGCAAAGCUGCAUUCCGCGUACAACAAGAAGAAAAUCUUGCUUGAACAAAAGAUCGACCUGUUCUGCUUCAUGCGGGAUGCGAAGGUUAUCGACAAUAUUUCCAGCGGCCAGGAAGCUACAUUAUCCAGCUCAGACUUUGGGCAAACGGUCGAGGUAGUGCAGGAUCAGGUUAAGCGGCAUGAAGCAUUCGAGAAGCUGAUCCAAACACAGGAUGAAAAGGUUGCGAUACUGCAGGAGCACGGUCGUAAGCUAGUCGAACAGAAUCACUACGACAGCGAGAACAUUCGUCGACGCUUGCGGGAGAUCGUGGAACGGCGCCAAAAGGUGAAAGACUUGUGCGCAUUGCGCCGCCAGAAGCUGGCAAAUGCAUUGCUCUAUGCGCAAUUCAUUCGCGACUGUGCUGAGGCUGGAGCAUGGAUCAACGAAAAGCAAAAGAAGCUUGAAGCGGAUGCCCACAGCUACGCCGGUGCCAGCAACAUGGAGGAUAAGGUGAAAAAGCUAAAGAAACUGCAGGCAUUCGAUGCGGAAGUAAACGCCAAUGAGGGCCGAAUCCGGGAGGUGCGUGACAAGGGUGAGAAGUUGAUCGCCAAAAAGCACGAAUGCGCUGGAGAGAUCCAGGAUGAGUUGGUGAAGUUGAUGCAAUCUUGGAACGUGCUUUUGAACGAGCUGGCCUCCAGAAGCCGCGGAUUGAAGGAGGCCCAAGAUAUUUUGGAGUUCAAUACACAGCUGGAUAAACUCGAGGCUUGGAUCCGCGACAAGGAAAUGAUGAUCCAUGCCGGUGAAACGGGACGCGAUUUGGAGCAUUGCAAUGCCUUGCGACGGAAGCUGGACGACGUGGAUAGUGACAUGCGCGUGGAUGAUCAGCGCAUCAAGAAUAUCAACCAGCUGGCGGAUAAGUUGGUUAGCCAGGACAAAGUCGAAGGAAAGAAUGUGCAACAACGCAGAGAAAACUUUAACAACAAAUGGAAGUCGCUGCAAGGUGCACUGAGUCGUUAUCGCGAUCUGCUUGCCGGAGCGUAUGAAAUACACGUAUUCAAUCGAGACGUGGACGAUACAGCUGAACGCAUUGCUGAGAAGAUGCUUGCAAUGAGCGUAGACGAUACCGGGCGCGAUCUCAUCGCUGUCGAAGCGCUGAAACGUAAGCAGGAAGCUAUCGAACGAGACAUGACGGCGGUGGAGCAAAAGAUUCGCGAACAUGAAACGAGCGCUGCGGCACUGGCCGACAAGUAUCCGGACAACGCAAUCAACAUCGUGGAGAAACUGGACGAGCUUAGAAAACAGUGGAAUGAGCUCCAGAACGCUAGUGUGAAGCGCGCUGAAAUGCUAAAGCAAGGAUACACAGCGCACAAGUUCACCGCAAACGUGAAAGAACUGGAGCUGUGGGCUAAUGAAAUGAUUAAGCGCAUGGACUCGGCCAGCAACCCAGCCACUAUCGCAGAUUGCGAGGCACAGAUUCAGCUACAUCACGAGCGCAAGGCGGAAAUCGAUGGACGAGAUCUCGUUUUCCGGGACUUGCAAGAACACGGCGAGCGUUUGGUGGCAGAGAACCGCGAAUCUUCAGUGCGCAAUGACCAUGUGGAAAAGGCGUUGCGCAAUUUGGAAGAUCUGAACAAACAUCUGCACGAUUCGUGGAAGGGCCGUUUCCGUGGUCUGAAGGAGGCCCACCAGCUGCAGCUGUUCAAAGAGCAGGCCGACCAGAUCGUGGAGUGGUUAACCAACAAAGAAGCGUUCUUGAACAAUGAUGAUCUUGGCGAGUCGUUCACAGCGGUGGAGGCACUGAUCAAGAAGCAUGAAGCGUUUGAAAAGCUGCUACACUCAAACCGCAUCGGCGAAUUGGAGCGAUUUGCGGAGGAAAUUUUGGCCGAAAGUCCAUUCGAAGCGGACGUGAUCAAGCAGCGACUGUAUGCAGUGGUCAGCCGCAAGGACAAACUACUUGCGUCGGCAGAAAUGCGGAAGCAAAAGCUGCAGGAAAGUCUGCAGCUACAGCAAUUCCUGCGAUCGCUGUACGAGGUUGAAAAAUGGACCAAUCAGAAGAUGCAAAUCGCGCUAGAUGAGAACUAUCGGGAGCCGAGCAAUUUGCAGAGCAAAAUUCAGAAGCAUGCCGCUUUCGACGCGGAGCUCCUUGCCAAUUCCGGCCGUGUGACGGCCGUUAUUGAGGAAGGCGAGUCUUUGAUUAACGCCGAACACUACGCUAGCAGCUUGGUACAGGAGCAGCUGGAUAUAGUCGAGAACGAGUGGCAGAAGCUGCGCGAAGCGUCUCGCGAGAAGAAAGAGCGUCUGGCGGAGGCGUAUGAAGCGUUGUUGUUCCAGCGCAGUCUGGAAGAUUUCAACAACUGGAUGGAUGAGGUGGAGGCGCAAUUGUCUUCCGAAGAUUAUGGCCGCGACUUGGCAUCCGUGCACAAUCUGCUGAAGAAGCACGACAUGCUCGAGGCCGACGUUGCCCACCAUGCGGAUACAUGCGAACAGAUCAAGGCAACGGACGCCAAGAUGCUGUCUUCUGACCACUUCUUGAAGGACGAACUGCACGAGAGUGCGAUGGUCACGAUUAAACGCUUCCAUUCGCUGCACGAACCUACCACAAUACGCCGGGACAAUUUGGAAGACUCGCUUCAGUUGCACCAGUUCCUGCGCGAUGCCGAAGAUGAGCUGCUUUGGCUGAACGAGAAAGAACCGCAGGCAGCAUCGAAGGAUCUGGGUAGCAGCCUAACCGCGGUACAGAGCCUGCAGAAGAAGCAUCAGGCCCUUGAGGCGGAGAUCUUGAUUCAGGAACCAAUCAUAUCGGCCCUGGUGCAGCGUGGGCAACAGAUGAUCCGUGACAAUCACUACGCCGUGGAGCAAAUCGAGCGACAGUGUGGUCAACUGCAGAGCAAGCUGGUAAACCUGCGCCAUCUGACCAACGUCCGGCGGCUGCGACUGUUGGACGCUGUGGAGAGCCAACAGUUUUACGCGGAAGCAAACGAGGCAGAGUUUUGGUUGCGCGAGAAGAAACCAAUCAUUUCAUCGCAGGACUAUGGCAAGGACGAAGAUUCCGUAGCCUCGUUGCAGAAGAAGCUGGAUGGGCUUCAGCGUGAACUGGGUGCGUUCAAGCCGACGGUGGAGAAAAUUGAAACCCUUGCCAGUGGUCUGCAAGCUCGUGGACACUUCGAUAGUGAGAAGAUCAAGAGCAAAAACGAUAAAAUUCAGUACCAGUUCCAGGAGCUGAACCGGUUGGCAGCGGAGCGCGAAAAGAAGUUGGCCGAAAUGAAGAAGCUGUACGAGUUUGUGCGUGAGAUCGAUGAUCUGCAGGAGUGGAUCGAAGUCCAGAUGACUACGGCCGGUUCCGAGGAGUACGGUACGGAUGUAGAACACGUCGAGCAACUGACGGCACAGUUUGAAUCCUUUGUAUCGAACCUGAACGCGAAUGAGUCACGUUUGACGGCCUGUGUAGCCAAGGGUGAAGCACUGCUGAGCGAGGGCAAUCCCAACCGCGACACAAUCAAGGCGAAACGCGAUGAAACUAAGCAGCUGUGGGAGGAGCUGAAAGAUCUGGUGGUGGCCCGCCAGGAAGCGUUGGCCGGCGCCCGACAGGUACACGUGUUUGAUAGAACUGCUGACGAGACGAUCGCUUGGAUCAACGAGAAGAUAUCGUCCGUGCUGUCGGAGGAUUAUGGCCACGAUCUGGAGACGAUACAAUCGCUCGUACGUACACACGAAGCUUUCGAGGCGGAAUUGGGCGCGAUCAAGGAGCAGCUGGAGUCGGUUGUAAAUGAAGCCCAAAAGCUCGCGGACACGUAUCCCGACGCAAAGGAACAUAUUGAGGUGAAGCGUGACGAAACGAUCGAGGUGUGGUCCGAGCUGAAAGACCGAACAGUUCAGCGUAAGGAGAAGCUUACGCAGGCCGAGCAAUUGCAGGCCUACUUUGAUGAGUAUCGCGAUUUGAUGGCUUGGAUCAAUGAGAUGCUGGCGAAGAUCACCGCACCGGAUCUGGCUAAGGAUGUUGCCGGUGCAGAGGCACUGAUCGGUAAGAUCAAGGAGCAUCGAACCGAAGUGGACGCUCGAAAGGAAGCGUUCGAAGUGUUUAACCGUACUGGGCGGAAAUUGAUCCAAGACAAGCACUUCCUGGCCAACGAAGUGCAGGACAAGAUUGCCGUUCUGGAGCAGCGCAAACGCUUGCUCGACAAUACGAUCGUGCAACGUUUGGAGAUGUACGAGCUUAAUUUGGAUACGCAGCGAUUCCUAAAAGAGGCGGAAGACAUGGAAAGCUGGAUCAUUAGUCGUCAAAUGCAACUGAAAGAAUCGAAGCUGGGAGACUCAAUCGCACAGGUUGAGGAUUUGCUACGAAAGCACGAAGAUUUCGAGAAAACAGUUGCCGCUCAGGAGGAGAAAGUGUUGGCAUUGAAACGCAUCACACUGCUCGAGCAGAAGUUUAAGAAGCAGCUCGAAGCAGAACAGGCGGCCCGCAUCGCCGAGAAGGAACGAAUCGAGCGCGAACGCCAUGAAGCUCUUAAGCAGAAGGAGGUACAAAGGAUCACGGAAGAACGGCGUCGUCGGGAACCGAUCUCGAUCAAUGGCUACAACGACGGGCUCGGUCCGGUUUCGGGCAUGGUCAGUAGUCCGUCUGGUCCUUUGUCGCCUGUCGGAGCCAGUGUGAUGACUGAUCGCAAAGACUCGUCUGCGUCGGGCGGCAUGAUGAACAUUAGCGGCGGUAUGACUGCCGGCAAUGUGAGCGGUGCAGACCAAACCAGUCCGGUGCAGAAAUCGAACUCGUUCGCAACGAUGCUUCAGGAGCGCUUGCGACGUGGCUCAGAUAGCAAUAUCAAGCGGGCAGAGAGCAUGAAGAUGGGCCUGAAACCGGUCAAGCGUGCACCCUCGUUCACGACACGCCGGCGUGCGCAGAGUUUCCGCAAGAAUCAGCGGGCCGGUGGGCCAGGAUCCGAGUCGGACGCUUCGCUUCUGCCGCCGGUAGAGAUACAGGGAAUGCUGGAACGUAAGCACGAACUGCAAUCCGGUGGCAAGAAAGCUCCGGUACGUUCGUGGAAACCGUUCUACACCGUGCUGUGCGGUCAGCUGCUGUGCUUCUUCAAGGAUGGGGAAGACUUUGCGAUGCAAAAGGCGGCCACUGCCCCCGUCAACAUACUGAACGCCAAAUGCGAGCGGGCGGAAAACUAUACCAAGAAGAAGAACGUGUUCCGGCUGGUGUUGCUCGAUGGUUCGGAGUUCCUGUUCAUGACCAACUCGAAGGAAUCGCUGAGUGAAUGGGUGAACAAGCUGGCCUUCCAUGCUGCCCUGCCACCAAACCUGCAACUCCUGAGCUACGACGAGUCGAUGAAGCAAAACAACAGUGCGCCGGACAUGAAGUCGAUCAGCUCCGCUCAAUCCCCAACGCCCGAUCGAAGUGAUGCUGCGUCGUCGAUAAGCUCACGCACGUCAUCGCCGGAUAGUCAGCGUCGGGAUUCACGGACUUCGCUAAACAGUGCCAAAUCAGGAUCGGGUAGUAACGGUAGCUUCCACACACCGCAGACCAACUUUUUGCAGAAACAGAAAGAAUUACGCGAGCAGGAGCUACAGCAUCAACGUUUAUCUUCCGGCCAACAACAGUAUAGCAAUCUGCCUUCACCAACAUCACCAGGGCCAGCCGUGCCGGAAGUGUUUGGAUUAGCCGAUAAGCCACCGAUCCCACCGCGUGGUAUGCCUCCGCCGGUUCCGCAACGCCAAUCCAGUACGGACAAUGUGUUGAACAAUAACGGUUCAGUGCAGAUGCGUUCCAAGGCAGGCACUACCAGUAGUCCGAACGGAAGUGAUUACGAUAAUGCCAACCUUACCGGUGUAAAUCGACCUUAUUCAUUACAACCGGGAGCGAUGCCCAACAAGCCUCCUCAAGCUGGAUCGCAAAAUGGUAACGUGCCUGGCGAGGAUGUGUGGCUGCGCAACAGUGAAAUACGCACGUCAGAAUAUUCAGUUCCACCUCUCCCAGCAACAUCGCCACCGCUGAGCACGUUUACACCGCUAAAGCCACCGUCAGGUUAUCAGCAUUCGAUGCAGCACCAGCAGCAGCAGCAGCAACAGCAACAGCAACAACAACACUACCAAACGCCAUCAUCUACGGGGACAUCAACCUUCCAUCCUCAUUCACAGCAGCAACCACAUCAAAAGCAACAGAUUGAUCAGUUCAUUCGACGGGAACAACAACAACAGCAUGGUGGAAGCAAUUCCUCGCCCCAACGUGUACCGUCGACUGCGUCGGUCGGAAACAAUGGGACCUCCCGUACGACGUGGCAUCAUCCAAUGGUGCCUACGCAACCGACGACCGGCAAUGGAUCCGGCGGCAGUACAAACAGUGACCAUCCGGUGUAUCACAACAAUGGCAACGGUGGCAAACAUGGCCAUCAUCACAACUAUCCGCAUCAUCAUGUGCAAGGAAACAUGGCACCGCCACCACAGCCACCACCUCAUAUGAAUAUGAAUAGCAACAGCAGCAACACCUUUGGCAACAGUAUCAACCUGGACGGCUUCAGCACCGGCUGGGGUCAGACUAGAUUCGACUCUACGCGACCGACCUCGCUGCCUCCCGCAAGCAACAACAACAACAACAACACUGGUACUGGCAGCAGCACGAGCGGUGGCGGCAGCAGCACCUCGAUGGGUCAGGACUUUGGUCUACUCGUUUCCGGCAGCGGCACUGGCGGACGGCACCAUUCGGCCGAAAGCUCUAGCGAAAGUGAAGCUAGCUUCAUUAAGGGUGGCAAGGAGGGAAGCGGCAAAGAUAAGAAGGGAGUUUUUAGAAUAUUUUCCAAAAAGAAGUCGAAAAACUCGAGUUAGAAGAAGGAUGGAGAGGGAAAAGGUAGAGCAGAAAUCAGAAAUCAGACGUUAAAAAUGUUUUAAAAGUGGUUUCGGGUUUCUUCCCCCGUUAUUUAGCCAAGUAGGAAGGAAAAGCCCCCCUUCAUUAUUGUGUACACCAAGAAGGAACUUCAUUUAUAUUUGCCACAAAUGGUACAUACAUAAAAGCACACACAUUUGCCGUAUGUAGUAUGUAGGUUUUGUUUUGUUUUUAUAUGCCCUUUAUUGCAAAGUGUCGCGCGCGCCGUGUGUUAGAAAAUAACCGUUUCAUAUUAGUUAUCCGUUAUAUUUGAAUGGGCAAUGAGCAAAAGUGCAUCAUUUAUAUAUAUAAACCUGUAUUUUAUCGUAAACUUUUCGCUUCUCGGCAGCGCACCGCUCUUAUCUGCUUGUUUGUUCAUGCUGCGGUUCAUUUAGUCCCUUCAUUAGAUCGUGUAUGUGUUUUUUAGUGAACUAAGAUGUGAAGGUUUGUGUGCAGCUAACAGGCAAAGCAUCCAAUUUAGGUUUAAAGGGAAGAGAUAAGGGAAAACAAGAAAAAAAAUAACACGAAAAAAAGGAAACAUUGGCAGCGCUAUCAAUCGUAUUCUAAUGGAUUAGUUAGUAAUCUGUAGCUCUGUUGUUAUAUUUGCACGUCUUACUGCAGCAGAAUGUUAGCGAACAGUCUUUAAACAAAAUGGCACUAGUUUCUAGACGUAUAAUACGCGUAGAAAAGGUACGUAUUUAGCAUGUAGCCACUAUUGUUUGAUCAAGUUUUUAGAGUCGAUAGAUGAUGAAUGUAUGUUUUAGCAGAUCGAUCCUAUGUGCGGGCGAGUCGAAUGUAAAAUGGAAUAAAUAUUAAAAUAAAAAGCUAACAAUUCUUAAUAUUUA
This is a messenger RNA of Anopheles arabiensis, 14335 nucleotides long. RefSeq names its product spectrin beta chain, non-erythrocytic 1 (gene kst). Gene Ontology annotation, biological process: actin cytoskeleton organization. Gene Ontology annotation, cellular component: cortical actin cytoskeleton; plasma membrane; cell projection. The record is from RefSeq and is a predicted model, not a curated record. Lineage: Eukaryota; Metazoa; Arthropoda; Insecta; Diptera; Culicidae. Gene Ontology annotation, molecular function: phospholipid binding; actin filament binding.